UUCACGGAGAGGAGGGGGAAAAAGACAGUGCGAUUUGACGGUGGGACCAAUGUCGGCGGCCCUCAGGAGGAUUGGUCUUGGGAGGCCGAUCGGCAGGGUAGCCAAGACAGCGCGACCAAAGACUCCGGGAUAGACACCUCUAGCACGUUCACGAGCAGUGAGGACAGCAACAGGGGCGACCUGCCCAAGCAUCCGUUAUCCUGGAAAACGAGCAAAGACGGCCAGAAGAUCAUUGGCCACAUGGUGUUGCGAAAGCAGCCCGGCUCCGGAAGCAGUAGUAGCAUACUCGGGCUGAAAGUGGUCGGCGGCAAACUGUUGGAGGAUGGCUCGAUGGGCGCCGUCAUUGAGAAGGUGAAGAAGGGUAGCACGGCCGACAUAGAAGGUCAACUAAGACCCGGUGACGAGGUGAUCAAGUGGAACGGCAGGUCCCUGCAGGGCAAGAGCUUCUGCGACGUUUACGACAUCAUCGCCGAGUCGAGGCAGGAGCCCCAAGUGGAGCUGGUAGUUUCGCGGAAUCUGUCGUCGACGAGCGGGCCGGCGACGAUGCCUGCCGGGCCGAUGCUUGUCGGGCCGAUCCCUCCGAUGCCCGCAGCGCCGAUGCCGCCGAGGAGGAUCGCCGCGCAGAUCCAGUGGAGGCAGAAGCACCCGGAGACGAUAUCCGAGUCGCAACAACCGCAUCACAAAGUUCCACGAAUUUCUUGCAUUUGCCCCGAAACUCGAACGUCACUCAAUAUUCUCCCGGCUACUACCCACCGCCUGUAUUCCAAGAUUCGGUGUGUCCUAGUAAAAGAUCGUCGAACCCACGUCCCCGUUUGCCCGACGUUUUACGAGUUUGUUCGCGAAUUUUGUGUACACCUUCUUCUAUUCACCGCGAUACGAAGCAUCGAGAGAGCCAAGUUGUACGACGCGAGGCGCGAGAAACCUUCGGUUUUAGUGACCUCGCCCGGCUCGCCGGAUCUGCACGCUCAAGGACGCGCCAGGCAUCUCCGACACGUUUCAUCCGGCAACGCGAACGUCGGCGGUAAUCUGCAGGUGAAGCUGAGCUUCGAUCCUGCGGCGCUACGGUUGAUCGUCACGUUGAUCUGCGCGGCUGGGCUCAUGCCCAAGAGCAACGGCCAAAAUAGAAAUCCCUACGUCAAGAUCUUCCUGCUUCCGGACAAGAGCGAGAAGUCGAAGAGGCGGACGAAGACGCUGGCGAACACGAACGACCCGAAGUGGAAUCAAACGAUUAUCUUCGACGGGAUCAGGUGUUCCGAGCUGAGGAAAAGAGCGUUGCAGAUCACCGUGUGGGACUACAACAAGUACGACACGAACGAUUUCCUCGGCGAAACGGUGCUGGAACUGGCGACCGCUCGCCUCGACGAGGAGCCGGAAUGGCACCCGCUGGCCGACCACUGUGAACACCGAUACAUUGGAUGCUAUCAGGAGCCCGAUGACGCAGUGAUAACUCCGGUGGACUGCCAUCUCAGUCCACCGUCGACGACGUCGCGGGUGAGCGACUCUGACACUUCCGAAUGCGAUAUCACGGACUGCGACGUCUCCAGGGAGCAAAGGAGAACAGCUGACGGUGCCAGUAUAAGCAGUAUCGGCAGUUCCUCCAGCCACUAUUCCAGCCCCCCGCCGGAGAAGGAGCUGUGCGUCGACGGGGAGCAUCGAAGUCGAAGGGACAUGUCGCCGCAAGGGCGCAAACGAGCCGCCCUCAUGAUACGAGACCAGCCGGCGUCUAUUUCUGGCUAUCAGACCUACCGCAAGGACGAUAUUCACCGAGGAAUGAUGAGCCACAGGUCGCACAGUGCAGCGCCCAUGGACUCGAGCCUGCGGUACCGCGGAAGGUCUCAAAGUCCCACCGGUCAUCGCUCUCUGUCUCCGCCGGAACACAGAUCCAUGCCCUACUUGCACGGUUACGUUCCGCCCAGAUUCAGUUCGAGGUCGGCGACAGCUACCCCAACCGGUAGUCCGAAGAAGAGACAACUGCCCCCGAUCCCGGUGGCUCUGAAGGAAAAGGCUGCCCCGGAUCUCGAGGAACGUGCCAGACUCAUAAGGCACCGCAAUAGGCAGGUGCACACCACGUACAGGAGCACGGGCAUCGGAGGUUGGGAGAAACACUACAGCGGACUGUCGGACUCGGAUCUGCUCUCGAUAGAUCACGAUCCGUUGUCGUUGCCGCACAGUCACCUGUACCGAAUGCCCAGACCGCGAAGGGGACACUUGAGCCCCGACAAAGACGUACUUGGCGAUCUCGGUGACUCCGAUAUGGAGAGUAUAACCUCCGUGACGAGCAGUGCCUUCAGUACGCAAUCGGAACAACCAUGUGGCUCUAGAGGACUAAUACCGACAGUUAAAAACGUUUUAAUACCCGGUGUCAUAUCCCCUAUGCCCCUGCCCCCUAGGCGCAAUAGGCGCAGGCACAGACUUAGGGUACCCUGCAGCGAAUGUCACUGUCCGAACAACAAUCCCACCAAGCCCACCAGGAGCAACAACCCCAGCAAGCACAAUCCCACCCCGCAUCCCCUCGUACGGAGCAAGUCCGCAGUGGUACGCUCGUUGUACAGAAAGAUGCGUACGCCGUUCACGAGGUCGCAGACCGUCGACGAGAACAUGCUGAGAUAUUACAGCCCGGAGACCAGCGAGUACAGCGUCUCCGAGGGUUACAUGCUCAAGCCAGAGGAGCUAACCGGUAGCUCCAAGAAUCGUAUACCGGAGAUAUACGUGGAGGAUUGCCUUCAGGUCGACUUCAACGAUCGUCUCAUCGAGAAGUUUCGCGACAGAUACUCGUCGCCCUAUCAACUGGAUCACUCCGGUAUGCGUAGGCGGUCGCGUAGCUGGCAGGACCGCGCCGCCGGCCGGGCCGUGAAAUCCCGGCACCACUUGUUCUCGAGAGGCUUGCACGACGUAACGGACGAUCACGGCAUUAGGAACCUAGACGUUAGCUUACGGCCGCGUAGAUCUUUUUUAUUCUCGAAGGCUAGGAGCUUCGACUACGACGUGCUGCACGACACCUACGCCGAUCGUUACGGGCUAAACGCCGACAUGCUCUCGCGCAGAGCCAAGAGUUUCGAGUACGACACGAUAUCAAGCAACAUAUUCAGCGACGACAGCCUGAGGACCGCGCGUCGCAAACUGAAGAAGAACCUGGCCAUCAACGACGCCGGCUACGGCGACAAGAUACCAGCCCUCGGCGAUCGGAGUAAGUCGUAUUUCGAUUCGAACGGCGACGACAAGGUGCCGAAGAUUUUGCACCUCGACCGACAGAAGAGCUACGACAGCUACGCGCAGGCGAAGAAGGAUCGGGGCAAGCCGUUCUACGGAUACGACUCGGAAUUCAGCUGCGGCGAGACGGAGAUCUAUGUGCCCCUGUUCAACCAACAGACAUUCCCGGUGGGCGUGGACCUUGCCAUGGGCGAUGGUUACCAUUCGUACGACCUCUCCGAGGAGAAUUCGUUCAGUAGCGACGAUCAGAUCAGCCUGAGGAACGUUCUCGGCCGCGAGGACCCGACGAAACGAAAGUACAGGGACUCGACGUUCCAGGAACACGAUCCCGCGUUCAGUCGCGGCCUGUCCGAGAAACGAACCAAGAGUCUCGACAGCGGCGACCCGGCCAACGAGCAUAUCUACUGCAGCAUCGACGAGGCGCUGUCGUCCGCGGAGACGUCCUACCGUCGCCGGGACGUCGCACGCUCGUUGAUGCACGCCGCCGCCUCCGAUCGUUCCAAGCGAUACGACAAUCAGAGAGCCUCGUCCCGUCGUUCGAGUCGAAGACGAACGAAAAGCAGCGAGUCGUACUUGGAGAACGGUUACCACGGCUACGACUGGGACGGCUACGACGAGUACGACGAAGGUUUCAUCGACAGGGAGUACGACGACGACGCCGACCGACGAUUGUACGACUACGGGGACGAGAGUGGAAUGCCAAGAGCUGACGUGGAAACGUACGAGGACGAUUAUUACAGAGGAAGGGAGAGCGGUCGAAGCGGAAGACAGCGGAGGAAGAGGUCGUCGCGAGCGUACGUCGAAAGCGAGUACGUGGACGACUAUCGCGAGUAUCGUUCCGCCGAGGAGUACGACUAUCAAGCGCACAGUGGAGCGGAGUGUGAUCGGGUUGACGCGUACCAGGCGGGCAACACGUUCCCGCGAAGGCGAAGGAGGAGAAGUCGAAGAGGGAGCAGGGAAGUCAGCGGUGUCAGUCCGGGUGUCUACGAGAACUUGCCGUAUCGCGAGAUGUCGGUGUCGAGCAUGAGAGACACGUUGGCCGUGCCGAGCUUCUCCGAGAGCAAGCGGAUAAUGCUGCAACGAGCAGAAUCGACGCCGGUUCUACGCUCGGACGAGGAACUCAGCUCGUCGGAGAGAGCAGAGAGAGCCAGACGACUGUACCGCCGGAAACGGAACAGCAGCUGCCCGGAGGCCAGGGAGCUUCGAUACUACGAUCCUCCGCGAAGAAAGAUUGAAGAGAGAAGUACGAACUUCAUUCUGGACUCGGACGAGGAUUUCGGCUCGAUGGAGACGGUCGUGUGCGCGGACUGUUUCCGCCAGAAGAACGGGACCGAGGCCGCGAUGGUUAGCGAGGGUAUGGUUAGUCCGGGCUACUACGACGGGGGGCGCGAGGCUACUCGCGAGGGUUACGUAGUAGACUCAAGAUACGAGUACGAGAACGUACGGGCACGCGAUUCAUACGCAGAAUCAUACGAGCUGGCUAGGUCGGACUCGCGGUAUCGCGGUAGGCGUAAGACUAGCUGUCCGGAGUGUCGGGAAUUAGCGAUGUCGUACGAGUUAGGUAGGUCUGGCUCGUUCUCGCGUUCGAGCGGAGGAGAGAGGAGACCUUCGGUAGAAUCGAGGUAUAGGUACCGUAGGCGAAAUAGCAGUUGCCCGGAGGCUAGGGACCUCGAGCUGCUCGAGAAGAGGCAGCAACAGCAACGCCAUCAGCAAGCGUCCCAGCAGCAUCCGAGUCAACAACAGCAGCAGGGUAGUAAGAGGAACGUAGCGAUCAGCGACACCCUCGAGUAUUACGAGUACUCGAUGGAGAGCGAGAGCCAGUGCAGCGAGAACUGCGGAUUUGGCCCGUGCGAUCCGCGUAGGCCCCGUAACCGAGCACCCCACCCCGGUAACGCUAAUUCAAGUCUCUUUGAUUCCCAAACCGCUACCUCCGACACUGCUAAAAACUACCACCCACGGGCCGUCGAUCACCACCACGAAACCUCACGAAACACGAAAUCGUCGACGCGCGACAACCUCGACGAUAACGCCGUGGGCACGUCUGCGUCCCCGACGUCGUCGAUCCGACGGCGUUCGCGGAAAAAAACUGUCGCUGACGACGAUGCCGCCGCCGCCGCUGCCGCCGUCAACGAACAACAACGACAACAACAACGUGACGACGCGCGGGAUUCUCGCCGAUCCUCAUCCAUGCCCGAAAGCAGCGAGUACAUCAGUCAGUCGGGCUUGUACGAGAAGCCGUCCAGGAGCCAGUUAGGCGAUAACAAGCACGACGACUAUAAAAGGGGUCAGUUCAUCAGGAGUCUCAGUAACACCAACGCGCCGCAGGGCGAGAAAGUCGACGGUAGUUUGAGCGACACGGCGAUCGGUUUGAACAUGGAGGACUCGAGAAGGGGUCGCAAAAGUUCGCCAGGGAGUAGCAGCGGCGGCGGAAGCGCGAUGCAGUAUCAGCCAGGUCUUGGGAAGAAAAGUAACAGCACCAGUCAGCUGUCCGCCACAGGUAACACAUCGUCACAC
Messenger RNA from Heterotrigona itama, 5724 nucleotides. The record is from the annotation of a GenBank genome assembly. NCBI's taxonomy places the organism in Eukaryota, Metazoa, Arthropoda, Insecta, Hymenoptera, Apidae.